Molecule: messenger RNA, 726 nt
Organism: Acanthosepion pharaonis
Lineage: Eukaryota; Metazoa; Mollusca; Cephalopoda; Sepiida; Sepiidae
Source: the annotation of a GenBank genome assembly
AUGUUCAUAACUAUUUAUCUAUCGGAAUCUGUUCCUAUCUAUCUAUCUAUCUAUCUAUCUAUCUAUCUAUCUAUCUAUCUAUCAUAUGUUUGUUUCAUUUCUGCUUUUAUUCGUUCAUAUUUUUCAUUUGAUUUAAGCAUUUCUUUCUUUUUAUUUAUUAAUUCCUCUUGUUUCUUCUUAUUCAGUAAUUUUUCAUUCUUCCAUUAUUGUUUUUCUACUUCAUUUCUUCAAUUAUAUUUCUUUUUUAUUUUCCUUCUUUGCUUUUUUUCUCUCGACUUUGAUAUUUUUUUUCUCGGUCCAAAGUGUGAACGACUUCUUUUGAUGUUCUUAAAACACUUAGGCUUAUCCCUCCAUCUAUCUAAUAACGCCCAUCUAUCUAUCUAUCUAUCUAUCUAUCUAUCUAUCUAUCUAUCUAUCUAUCUAUCUAUCUAUUCUUUUCUGCCUGACUGUUGGCAUAUUAUAAGCCUAGUCAGUCAAACGCCAACGUCUUUCUUUCUCUCUUUCUCUCGUCUGACGAAAACGAAAUUCGUAAGUAAUUUCUCUCUCUCUCUCUCUCUCUCUCUCUCUUGUUUGCAUUCAUUUUUUUCUUUCUUUUUUUCUCUUUUUUAUUUUUUUGCAUACGCGUGCUCGUGCGCGCACACGCAUACUAUCUAUCUAUCUAUCUAUCUAUCUAUCUAUCUAUCUAUCUGUCUGUCUGUCUGUCUAUCUAUCUAUCUAUCUAUCUAG